UACUAUCCCAGCAUGCAAUGUUUUUGAAGCGGCAAUGAAACCCCAGCGUGCAAAAUUGGACCAAAAAUAAAGUAGGCACAAUAACGUUAGUUGCCUUAUAGGCAAAAUAUUUCAAGAUAGUUUGGCAUCAAAAGUAACACCAACGGUUCGUGCUUGGCUGUGGAGGGACGUGCACUUGAAAGAUGUCUUUGGUUUGCGCAAUUUCCAAUGAGGUCCCGGAGCACCCCUGCGUGUCCCCGGUGUCCAACCAGGUGUUCGAGCGCCGACUGAUCGAGAAGUUCAUCGCGGAGAAUGGAGUUGACCCCAUGAACGGCCAACCACUGUCCGAGGAGCAACUUAUCGAUAUUAAAGUGUCUCAUCCUAUCCGACCAAAGGCUGCCUCCGCUACCAGUAUUCCUGCCAUACUCAAGUCUCUGCAAGAUGAGUGGGAUGCGGUGAUGCUCCACAGUUUCACUCUGAGGCAGCAGCUGCAGACGACUCGCCAGGAGCUCUCUCACGCCCUCUACCAGCAUGACGCAGCCUGCAGAGUCAUCGCCCGUCUCACAAAGGAGGUUACUGCAGCUAGAGAGGCCCUGGCCACACUCAAGCCCCAAGCCGGAUUGGUCGCCCCUCAGGCUAUGCCUGCCUCUCAGCCUGCCACUGGGGGUGCAGGUGGGGAACCCAUGGAGGUUAGUGAGCAGGUGGGAAUGACCCCAGAGAUCAUCCAGAAGCUCCAAGAUAAGGCCACCGUCCUUACCACAGAGCGAAAGAAGAGAGGCAAGACUGUGCCAGAGGAGCUGGUCAGGGCUGAGGAUCUGAGCAAGUACCGACAAGUGGCUUCCCACGCUGGUCUUCAUAGUGCCAGUGUCCCAGGAAUCCUGUGUAUGGACAUCUGUCCUUCAGAUACUAACAAAGUACUCACUGGAGGGGCUGAUAAGAACGUGGUUGUGUUUGAUAAGAAGGAGGAGCAGAUCAUCGCCACCCUCAAGGGUCACACCAAGAAGGUCACCUCUGUCAUCUACCACCCCUCCCAGUCAGUGGUGUUCUCUGCCUCUCCAGACAGCACCAUCCGGGUGUGGUCUGUUACCGGGGGCAACUGUGUCCAGGUGGUGAGAGCUCACGAGGCGAGCGUGACCGGGCUGUCACUUCACGCCACCGGAGACUACCUGCUUAGCUCCUCCGAGGACCAGUACUGGGCCUUCUCUGACAUCCAAACUGGCCGAGUCCUUACCAAAGUCACUGAUGAGGCUGCUGGUGUUGCUCUGACUUGUGCUCAGUUCCACCCUGACGGUCUGAUCUUCGGGACGGGAACAGCUGACUCCCAAAUCAAGAUCUGGGAUCUGAAGGAGCGCACCAACGUGGCCAACUUCCCCGGUCACUCCGGUCCUGUCACCUCCAUCGCCUUCUCUGAGAACGGAUACUACCUGGCCACAGGUGCCCAGGACAGCUCUGUGAAGCUGUGGGAUCUGAGGAAACUGAAGAACUUCAAGACCAUCGCCCUGGACAACAACUACGAAGUUAAGUCUCUGGUGUUUGAUCAGAGUGGUACGUACUUGGCUGUGGGUGGAUCUGACAUCAGGGUGUACAUCUGCAAGCAGUGGUCGGAGGUCCUAAACUUCAGCGACCACUCUGGCCUGGUGACCGGCGUGGCGUUUGGAGACAAUGCUCAGUUCCUUUCCUCUGCCGGAAUGGACAGAAGCCUUAAGUUCUACAGCCUGUAAAUUAGUACAGACAGAUGGAGGAAGUGAAAGAGAGGAUAAGGUCUAGACCUGUGUGACAAAUUUGACUCGGCUGCAGUCGGGUUUGGGGUUUGAGAAAUAUGGACCAGUGAUCCGAAUGUAGUGGGUUGACUGGCCCUAGGCAGGAGCUUUUCAGUCACAUUUACCAGCAGUUGAUGGUCUUAGCAUUUAAAAAAAAAAAAAUACAUUUGUGUUGAUCUGUAGUUAUUUAGGAUCCCAGGGUGGGUGGAGGAACAGGUGCUGAAGUAUUUAGGUUUCCCCUUCAUUUAUUCUCCGUAAAUAACUCCCCAAAUCUCUGUUCUCCUUUGCUGGUUAGACCAACAGUAAUCUUCUGUUGAAAUUGUAUUUUUGUUUUAACUAAAUUCUGUCACAUUGUAUAAGCCAAUUCCCUGUAUUGAUGUGUUCAUCCAUAGCCAGGCGAUCUGACCAGCUUGCUUACACGGUUGGACAGCAUUCUUGUGUAGAUUAAGACACCGCGGAGAUUGAACACUGCUAGUUUUAGUAGCAGAAGCCGCAGCAGCCAUUUUGGAAUGGCAUUUCGUGUUGAACAACAAAGGAGCUGAUUGACUAACACUGUCAUUCCAAAAUGGCUGCUGUGACUUCUGUUACCUAGCAUGAGGACGAAAGGACAGUUUUCCGGAAGAAGUAGCAGUCGUUCACUCUUAGUUUAACAGUUGGGAUAAUGGGACAAUUCAGAGUACAAUGCAUUUCUCAUCCCUGGAUUGAGAUACGUUUUCCGGGCCAUGUCUGGCGCCGGCUCGUCUUAAUCUGCACAGGAAUGCUGUCUGACCCUAGUACAGCUGUAAACAAGCAGGUCGGAUCUGCUGGCUACUUAGUCCCUUGAAUUCUCUUCCACGCUUUUUACACCUCAAUAAAUGAAGUGUUUUAUGUAAAAACA
Salvelinus sp. IW2-2015 is the source of this 2616-nucleotide messenger RNA. RefSeq names its product pre-mRNA-processing factor 19. Lineage: Eukaryota; Metazoa; Chordata; Actinopteri; Salmoniformes; Salmonidae. Gene Ontology annotation, biological process: DNA repair; protein ubiquitination; mRNA splicing, via spliceosome. Gene Ontology annotation, cellular component: cytoplasm; U2-type catalytic step 1 spliceosome; Prp19 complex. The record is from RefSeq and is a predicted model, not a curated record. Gene Ontology annotation, molecular function: ubiquitin protein ligase activity; protein binding.